Triticum aestivum (bread wheat) is the source of this 3660-nucleotide messenger RNA. RefSeq lists its product as uncharacterized. The record is from RefSeq and is a predicted model, not a curated record. Bases 1826 to 2323 code for a protein of 165 amino acids. Lineage: Eukaryota; Viridiplantae; Streptophyta; Magnoliopsida; Poales; Poaceae. The transcript is spliced from 6 exons.
CUAAACUGUUUUUGUUGAACUAGCAGAAACCUAACUUUUGAUAGUAAAGAUGUGUUUCCGCCCAAUUCAUACAGUAAGCCACGAUAGUUACUUGGUACCGGUCAUCAAUUAGUCAAUCUCAUUCUUCCCCUACUAUUGAUUUGUAUUGGCUUAACUACCGAAAACAAAAAUUUCCCUUUUACCCCUAAUAGUGGUCGAUUUGCUCCUUCCAGGGAGGUCUAUAUUUGGCUAACUGUCUAUCGGCUAGAGAAGUAGUGUCAAUCAGUGAAUAAUUUUAUUCUUAUGCCUUAUCUGAAUAUAGCUUUAGAAAUUCUUAACAUUGAAUACAUAAUAUACUUUAUCUGUACGUGGUUAAUCCUAAUUUUUAAACAUAAUUCUAUUUGUUAAAUGUUGGCAGGCAUAGUGUUGUGAAUUUGAAUUUGGGUGUACAUGAUCUUACUAGCUUCUAAUUCUACUGAGCCAUACGGAUGAUGGUGUGUUUGCUCUCACACAUUUAUUCAAAGGAUCAUUGUGAUGAAUGAUACCAAUUCUAGGUUGCUGGAACUUGCAUCCAAUCCUUCUAUUCCCAACUGGUGAGUUUAUAGGUUGCAGUGUUUGUGGUGGUCUCCUCCUGAUGGAGCUCAGUAUAUGCCCUUCUUGUUUACCUAAAAAUCUCUUCUCUCCUAAGAUCUUGUAGGAAUCUUUCUUUUUUCCUUAAGAAGCAUGCUACCAAUGGACGUCAGAUGUUCCAGCACCGAAAAGUUGGUGACCAUGCUUGGGUGUUUCAGAAUUCAUAUGAAAAGCAUUUAUUUUUUACUUUCAGGGAUUGCUCCAUCUUGCAGUUUAUAAUACGGCUGGACAAUUACGAUUUCACAUAUAUCUGAAAAACCACAGCCCAUCUGUGUUCUAUAAACGUUGGUGUGGUCUUAUGUGCACCAAGAAUUCUGUCAUUAACAUAAGGUAUUUUACACCCGCACUGCAAACUGUUGAUAAAUCUGAUGUGUUGUUUGCACUGAGAAUUCUUACAUUUGCGUAAGGUAUUUUACACUGGCGUUGUGAACUCAUUGACGAUUAGCAUUCAUCAGCUAAGCACACCUUGAUGUACGCAGCUUGUAUAUUAACAGGUCUUCAGAAAGGAGUAUAUCCAGUGUUUCUUCUCCUUACCUGUCACAUGCCACAGCUGUGCGAGGAUGUCGUCGGCCGUGUAUUGGGAGAUGGUGCGGUUGUUCUGCCACCGGCUACUCUCCACAGGAGGAAGCACGUACGCAAGCAUGUAAUGGUCAUUUCUUUUUGUAAUUAGCAUGUAAUGGUCAUUGGGUAGCACACGAUGAUCGAUCCAUAUAGGAUGCUAUUAAUCUGGACUUUCGCAAUCUUUUAAACAGAACGUGAUACCAUAGUAGAUUUGCUAGUUAAUGAUAAAUAAUUGAUGGACAUACGUUCGUAUAGUGCAACCCAAUAGCACGUCUGCACAGUGCAGUUAAGGCUUACUCUUACGUGGCCACUCUUCGGUUUUCUUACAGUCCGGAGGUGCGCACAUGAUGACCACGCCGUAAGUUUACACCGUCAACCUUUUGAUUUUACGGUGGCAGUGGCAGUGGUUGUGGUGUGUGGGUUCCUUUUCAGCCGUAAUCUUACCCCACAUGUUUUCCUUUCUUACGCUCUAGUGCUCUAGAACCUGGCCGUGGGAGAUGGGUGGGGUGAGGAAUAAGAAUUCCUCGCCCAGGGUGACGAAUAGCGCGAAACUCUAUUAGUAAGCCAGGGUGAAGAAUAAGUAAUUCUUCACCCCCGUCGAUCGAGUCAAGUGAUGGUCACCUAAAAUCACAUUCCACCGAUGUAAUUUUACGUGAUGGAAACUGUUGGAUGGUCCUAUGAGCUAGCCCACUCCAUCAUACUAAAAAACAUGCGAGCAUUUUUCUUAUCACUCACCGGCGUUCCUCUCUCCACCGGACCCUUCCUAUCUCGCCAUUGCGGAGGCGGCAGCAGCGACGACGCCGGAGGGACGACCAAGAGGCGAUGGCUACCUCUCUCGUGUGUGGAGUAUUUCCCUUUCCCUCUCUCACGCGGCAGCGCAAGCUCGGCUGCGACAACGGACUUCUCCGACGCCCCUCUCCACAAUUGGCGGUCCUCCCGCCGGCAAAUGAGGAUUGAAAUUCUGCCAAGAAAUCUUAGAGCAGAAGAUGUUUGCAAGGGACUUGGAAGACGAGGGAAUGCUGCGCAGGCGAGAAAAUGGCAAUUUGGAGAAAUUCGUGGUUACCACCAGUCUCGAGUUAGAUUUAUUUCAAUUGCAACCAGGCAGAGUGUUGUGAAUUUGAAUUUGGGUGUGCAUGAUCUUACUAGCUUCUAAUUCUACUGAGCCAUACGGAUGAUGGUGUGUUUGCUCUCACACAUUUAUUCAAAGGAUCAUUGUGAUGAAUGAUACCAAUUCUAGGUUGCUGGUAACGCAUUUUCACACCAUCCGUAUGCUUGUGGUAGUCAAUAUGAUACAGGAGCAUUAAUCCGUGGAUUUCGUUUUGGUUUUGACAGGAACUUGCAUCCAAUGCUUCUAUUCCCAACUGGUGAGUUUAUAGGUUGCAGUGUUUGUGGUGGUCUCCUCCUGAUGGAGCUCAGUAUAUGCCCUUCUUGUUUACCUAAAAAUCUCUUCUCUCCUAAGAUCUUGUAGGAAUCUUUCUUUUUUCCUUAAGAAGCAUGCUACCAAUGGACGUCAGAUGUUCCAGCACCGAAAAGUUGGUGACCAUGCUUGGGUGUUUUAGAAUUCAUAUGAAAAGCAUUUAUUUUUUACUUUCAGGGAUUGCUCCAUCUUGCAGUUUCUAAUAUGGCUGGACAAUUACGAUUUCACAUAUAUCUGAAAAACCACAGCCCAUCUGUGUUCUAUAAAUGUUGGUGUGGUCUUAUGUGCAUCAAGAAUUCUGUCAUUAACAUAAGGUAUUUUACACCUGCACUGCAAACUGUUGAUAAAUCUGAUGUGUUGCUUGCUCUGAGAAUUCUUACAUUUGCGUAAGUUAUUUUACACUGGCGUUGUGAACUCAUUGACGAUUAGCAUUCAUAAGCUAAGCACACCUCGAUGUACGCAACCUAUAUAUUAACAGGUCUUCAGAAAGGAGUAUAUCCAGUGUUUCUUCUCCUUACCUGUCACAUGCCACAGCUGUGCGCAGAUGUCGUCGGCCGUGUAUUGGGUGAUGGUGCGGUUGUUCUGCCGCCGGCUACUCUCCACCGGAGGAAGCACGUACGCAAGCAUGUAAUGGUCAUUUCUUUUUGUAAUUAGCAUGUAAUGGUCAUUGGGUAGCACACGAUGAUCGAUCCAUACAGGAUGCUAUUAAUCUGGAGUUUAACAAUCUUUUAAACAGAACGUGAUACCAUAGUAGAUUUGCUAGUUAAUGAUAAAUAAUUGCUGGACAUACGUUCGUAUAGUGCAACCCAAUAGCACGUCUGCACAGUGCAGUUAAGGCUUACUCUUACGUGGCCACUCUUCGGUUUUCUUACAGUCCGGAGGUGCGCACACGAUGACCACGCCGUAAGUUUACACCGUCAACCUUUUGAUUUUACGGUGGCAGUGGCAGUGGUUGUGGCGCGUGGGUUCCUUUUCAGCCGUAAUCUUACCCCACAUGCUUUCCUUUCUUACGCUCUAGUGCUCUACAACCUGGCCAUGGGAGAUGGGUGGGGUGAGGAAUAAGAAUUCCUCGC